Messenger RNA from Colletotrichum fioriniae, 3075 nucleotides. NCBI's taxonomy places the organism in Eukaryota, Fungi, Ascomycota, Sordariomycetes, Glomerellales, Glomerellaceae. The record is from RefSeq and is a predicted model, not a curated record.
AUGGGAGAACCCGAAGCCGUCAGGCAUGGUGAACACAACACAGCUGCCGCGGAAGUGAAUCCCGAGCAGGACGAGCCGCCGUCUAUACCGCGGCCCCCGCCCAUUCCCAACCCGGUCCCUCAGCGGCCUGCCCAUUCGGUUCCUGUCACGGACAUAGGUCUCCUCUGGCAAACCGACCUUGAAAAUGGCCUCUCAAAGGCCGAUGCUGCCGCCCGUCUUGAACGGGACGGGCCUAAUCGUAUCGAGGGCGCAAAGGGCCUAUCCAUUUGGGAGAUUGUCAUGAGACAAAUCUCCAACAGUCUGACCUUGGUUCUUGUCAUCGUCAUGAUUCUGUCCUUUGCUAUCCAAGAUUACAUUGAAGGAGGUGUUAUCACCGCCGUUAUCCUUCUUAACAUCGUCGUGGGCUUUGUCCAGGACUACAAUGCCGAGCAGACUAUCCAGAGUCUGUACGCGCUGUCCGCCCCGACGUGCAAGGUCGUCCGCGACGGAAUCGCGGAGACCAUCAAAGCCGAGACUCUGGUCAAGGGUGAUCUUGUCAUGAUCGCUGUCGGUGAUGUCGUCCCAGCAGACCUUCGUCUCCUCGAGGGAAUUAACCUCUCCAUCGACGAGGCCCUCCUCACCGGCGAGUCGCUGCCCAUCAGCAAGCACCCAGAGGCACUCUUCGAGGAGGCUGAUAUCCCCCUCGGCGACCGCAUCAACAUGGUUUACUCAGCUACCACCGUCACUCGAGGACGCGCUCGCGGUAUCGUCACCACCACUGGUAUGGAAACCGAGGUCGGCAAGAUCGCCAUGAUGCUUCGAACUACUCGUAAGAGAGACGAGAAUGCCUCACUUCCCGCCCGUGCUCUCGCGCGUUCCAAGGCUGCCAUGAAGAGCAUCCUGGGUCUCGAGGGCACCCCUCUUCAGGUCAAGCUUAGCAAGUUCGCUCUUCUGCUCUUCGGUCUGGCUAUCCUGUUGGCCAUCAUCGUCUUCGCGGUCAGCAAGUUCGACAUUGAUGAUCAGGUUCUCAUUUACGGUAUCUGCGUCGGUGUCGCCGUCAUUCCCGAGUCCCUUAUUGCCGUCCUCACCAUCACUAUGGCUGUUGGUACCAAAGCAAUGGCGUCUGGAAACGUCAUUGUUCGCAAGCUCUCCUCUCUCGAAGCCGUUGGUGGUGUCACCAACAUCUGCUCCGACAAGACAGGUACGCUCACGCAGGGACGAAUGAUUACCAGAAAGAUCUGGCUGGCCGAAGAUACGACCGCCAUUAUAGAGGGCACUACAGACCCCUACGACCCUACCAGCGGCAAAGUGCGUUGGCCUGGAUCGACCGCAUCAAGCUCGGGCUCUAGUGGAGCAUCGACUCCAACGGUCGAGAAGUCUGACGACACUAUCAUCUCUUCGUCCUUUGGCGCCUUCCUCAAGGCUAUUGCCCUGUGCAACAACUCCGCUGUUACCGAUGGCAAGGCCUCGACCGAUACCGAGUCUAUGACUACUGCUACUGAGGUACCAGUUUCUUGGACCGCCAUCGGUGAGCCUACCGAGAUUGCCCUUCAGGUCUUCGCUAUGCGAUACGGAAAAGGAAAGGCCGACCUCAUCUCGUCUGAAAAGACCAAGAUGUUGUACGAAUUCCCCUUUGACUCCACUUGCAAGCUCAUGAGUGUCGUCUACGAGUUCCCUGGCGCUCCCCGCCAGGUGUUUACCAAGGGUGCAGUCGAAGUCAUGGUCGAGAGGUUGGCCGAAUCGGACGACGUCAAGCAGAGGAUCGCGGCCAAGGCUGACGAGCUGGCCUCAGAGGGUCUCAGAGUUCUCUGCGUUGCUCAACGAUUCCUUGAAGACGCUGAUAACGCUAGCGAGAGAAACGAAACGGAGUGCAAGCUCCGCUUCCUAGGUCUUGCUGGCCUGUACGACCCCCCUCGUGUCGAGACUCUCGGAGCCGUCAAGAAGUGCAACACGGCUGGUAUCUCAGUUCACAUGGUCACCGGAGAUCACAUUAAGACUGCUACUGCCAUUGCUCAUGAGGUCGGGAUCCUGCGUGGCGGCGAGCCAUCCACUGCAGUCAUGGCCGCUGGACAAUUCGACGCCAUGACCGACGCCGAAGUUGACGCUCUUGAAGCCCUUCCUCUUGUGGUCGCUCGAUGCAGCCCUAUGACCAAGGUUAGAAUGCUCGAGGCCAUGCAUCGUCGCAAGGCUUACUGCAUUAUGACUGGUGACGGUGUCAACGAUUCGCCUGCUCUCAAGAAAGCUGAUGUUGGUAUUGCCAUGGGCAAGAGAGGCAGUGACGUUUCCAAAGAGGCAGCGGACAUGGUUCUCACCGAUGACAACUUUGCUUCCAUCGUCACCGCCAUUAAGGAAGGUCGCCGCUUGUUUGACAACAUCCAGAAGGUCAUCCUUCUCCUUAUUGGUCUCUCUUUCAAGGACAGAAGUGGCACCUCCAUCUUCCCUCUGUCUCCUUUGGAGAUUCUAUGGGUCAACCUUAUCACUUCCUCAUUCCUGGCUAUCGGUCUUGGUCUGGAGGAGGCUCAACCCGAUAUCCUCCUGCGUGCCCCCCACAGUCUCCGCGUCGGUGUCUUCACCUGGGACUUGAUCCGCGACAAGAUGAUUUACGGUUUCUUUAUGGGCUCGCUCUGCUUGGCCGCGUUUACUUCCGUUGCGUACGGACCAGGCGCGGGUGAUCUCGGCAGCCACUGCAACGACGGCUGGAACGAAACCUGUGGCGUUGUCUUCAGGGCCCGAUCCACCGUUUACGCCACCUUGAGCUUCCUGCUCUUGGUCACUGCCUGGGAGGUCAAGCACUUCCAGCGCAGCUUGUUCAACAUGAACCCUGAGUUGUGGACUGGUCCCACAGCCGUAUUCAAGACCGUCUUCAAGAACCGCUUCUUGUUCUGGGCCGUCGCCGGCGGCUUCAUCAUGACUUUCCCCGUCAUCUAUCUCCCUGUCGUCAACCGCGCUGUCUUCAAGCACGGCAUGAUUACCUGGGAGUGGGGUAUUGUGGUUGCCUGCCUCGUCGUUUACAUUGCUCUCAUUGAAACCUGGAAGGCUGUGAAGCGUCACAUGGGUCUCGGCAUGAUUGCACGCAGUUCCGAAGGACAGGUUUAG